This is a messenger RNA of Saccharomycopsis crataegensis, 837 nucleotides long. RefSeq lists its product as uncharacterized. Lineage: Eukaryota; Fungi; Ascomycota; Saccharomycetes; Ascoideales; Saccharomycopsidaceae. The record is from RefSeq and is a predicted model, not a curated record. The transcript has a single exon. The coding region runs from base 1 to 837 and encodes 278 amino acids.
AUGUCUUAUGACCGUGAUAAUGAUAUGUCUGAAAAAUCCAAAGGAUCUGAUACCUCAAACCAUGAGAAGCGUUUACACAGCAACACAAUAACCGAGAAUGAUAAUGCAUUCCAGGAGGAACCAGGGAAUAGAAAAACUUCUCCUGUUUACCAAACAAACAUUGGCUGCUUUCCUAAAACAUCCAGUAUUGGCAUUGAGGCGGCGCCACCAUUGCCAUCACUGGCUUCCUUGCCGGAAACGACUAAUAAUCAAAAAAUUUUGAGGAUCACCACCACCGAUACAACAGGAUGUUCAAGUUCCGAGAAAAGUAGAAAACAACUGUUGGCGGCGCUUUCUUGGGUCAGUCCCCUUUCGAGCCUUCCUGAUACCGGGUUGAGUGAAGAUAUCAUUUCGACAACCAUUGAAACCAGGAAGCGAGAAAAAGACUAUGAAAACGUAGAAAAUAAUAAUAACCCAUCGGAGAGUAACUACGAAAGUGAUGAUUAUAAUAAUAGGGAAUCACCACCCAUAAAUCCAUCAAACUAUUCUUACACUUACAAUCCCUCACAUAGCACAGACGAGCACCAACUUUGUCCACCAAUUUUCCCCAGUAGGAAUAGCUCAUGUACUUCUGAAAAUAAGUUUGCAAGGAGUGCUCCCAGGUACAUUCCUCCUAUUUCCUCCUAUUUCCAGGUGUUAUCAAACUCUUCUUCAUCGAAAAGUUUUGAGAAAUUGUUUGAAUGGCAGUUUUCACUCGAUUUCCCCCAGAGAAAUCGGAAAGAACCAAGAAAUCACGGAACAUCACUGGAAUCAAACAGUGAAGGUUCAAUCAGUGAGAACGAUGAUGAGAUUGAUUGA